UGCUUGUGGCGCAGUUAAAUUUGGCACGAGCUUCCUAUGCUUGCCUCUGUUUUCGCAUGGAUCCACAGUUAUGCUGCUGAGGGGAGGCUGGGGUUCUCUGCUGCUCUCAGUCGCUGCGGAGCCGAGCAGAGUCGGAAAGCACCCGAAGCCCGAACGAAAGUGCAGAAAUUGAAAUAAAGCCGUUAUUUUUCGUCCAGGAGCCCGUGUGUUUUGAUGUGCACCCGGAGACUAUUCGACGGAAACCGGAACACAAAAUCACGAAUCACGAACGAGGAUACACACAGGGAUAAUAUGCGUGUGCAGUGAAAUCAAGUGAAAAGCCCAAAAAUGAAGUAACUCUUAAUCAGAACGAAAGCCAAGUUCACAGGACCGUUAUUAGCCCGGACCAGAGCCAAAGACAGCGAAGAAAAGCGAUAACCAGCCGCCAGAGGCCGCCACUCCACAUCCGCCGGGAGUGUUGAGGAAUUUCUCCGGAAAAAAAAAAAAAAAACGAAAGAAAAGCAAAACAGUUGAGUGCGAGGGAGAGCCAGGGGGAGCGGAAGCGGAAGCGAGAGUGAGAGCGAGCAAGAUGGACAGCUCGCCGGAUCUGUCGCUGAAACUGCGACGCGGGAGCAGCGAUUCCCGCGACAACUUCUACAUGGACUUCGCCCAGGGCAUCGACUCCGAUAUCGAGGAGGUGGACACCACCGCCGCCACAGCCACAACGGAGGUGGUCCCCCCGCCGCCGCCGCCACUGCCCACAAUCUCCCUUGCCGAGGAGGUGAUGCUCCUGGUGGCCCCGCCCCCGCCACCACCGUCGUUGCUGGGCCAGCCCUUGCCCACGCUGACGGAAACGGAUGACAUUCCGCCGACGCCCACUCCGCCGCCACAGCAGCAAUCGGCGGCCGAUGACGAGGAGGAGGAGGAGGACGAGGACGACGAAGAGAACGAGGAGGACGAGCCACCGAAGGAGGGAGCAGGUGUAGGUUCUCCGCCGGGUUCGCCCAUCAACUCAGUGCUGGAACUGGAGCUGAUACCGCCACCGCCGCUGUCGCCCAUGGAGGAUGCCGGUCUGCGGACCGAUGACGAUGGUGAGGGUGAGGAAACUGACGAUGCAGAGGAGGUGGUCGCCAUUCCACCGCCCCAGGAAAUGGGGGCUGAGGAGGAGGAGGAGGAGCAACCGGAAUCGGAAACGGCCAACAAUUACCCCGAGGCCAAGGAAUCCCAGGACGAGGAUGAGGAAGACGAUGGCCCUCCCCCGCCUCUGCCACCUCUUCCCUCCAACCUCUCCUAUGUUCAGGGCAAUCUCGGCCAGGUCACGCCCCCUCUCACCAAGUCCCCCUCCACGUCGCCCUCUCCGCCAGUGACUCCACCACCUUGUCCGGAACUUAACAUCAGCCGGAUGGUGUCGCCGCCCGCCCAGCACGUCAGCCAGAUACCGCCCCUCACCCCCUCCUCGGAGAGCGAAGGCGAGGCUGAGUCCCAGCCGAAUUCCCCGCCAAUCCAUGCCAGAUUGGACGCCGAGCAGCCGCCUCCCGAAAUGCUCGAGCAGGAACAGGAGCAGGAUCAGGAACCGGAACCAGAGCUAGAGGCUGGACCGGUGAGCGGAACUCGCGAAGAGUACAGCCGCUCACUGGAUAACGAGGACGAGUCGACAACCAUAACCACGCCACCCAGCAACGGCUACUCCGCCUCCUCCAUCAUUGCUCCCCCUCCGGAGCACUUUGCAGAGCUGGACGAAGAUCGUGGCUUCAUUCCACCGCCACCCCUGGAGCAGGAGCCCGACGAAGAGGAGGAGGAGCUGACCAAGGUGGAGACAGAUGAGCUCUCCAUAGACCGGGUCUCCCUCCCAGAGCACCCGGGCGACAGUAUCAGUUCUCCGCGGGCGGCAAGCAUCGCCAGUGGAGCCUUGGCCGGCUUGACUGGCUCCGUUUCCAUGUCAGCCGGAUCCGGAGGAUCCCCGAACCCGGACAGUCGCGGCCCCAGUCGCAGCGGCAGCCAGCGUUCCCAGCUGCCCGGCUCACGAAGUGGCUCCCAGGCCGGCUCUCGCAUCGGUUCCCGCACUGGCUCCGUCGUAUCCGGAACCGCUCCAGGCGUCCUGUCGCCGCAGGCCUCGCUGAAGUCGCAAGCAUCUAUCCGGUCCCAGAUCCGCAGCCCGGCUGGCUCCGUCAAGUCCGGCUCGCAUCGGGUCCAGAGCCCUCCGGCCGGAGAGGGGGCUCCGGUGAUGCCCUCGCCCCCGCUGAUGCGAAGUCCGCCACCGGAACUUGCCCGCCAGAUGCACAGCCCUCCCCGGGUCACUACGCCGCCGCGCGUCUGCAGCCCGCCGAUGGUGAGCAGUCCACCCAAGCUGGCGGAGACAGCAGCCGCCGCCGCCGGAGUCUCAGUAGUCGCCGGCGUGAAGGAACAGAUCAGCAGUUCCAGUGCCGCCACCGCCACUGCCACCGCUCCCGGCGCCGCCGCACCACCAGAACCGGAGCCACCGGUGGCCACCGUCAGCUACCAGGACGAGCAGAAGCCACCGCCACCGCAGCCGGUGACGGUCACCAGCCAGCCGAGGCCCAGCCACCACCACUACCACUUGCCCCACCAGUUCCAGCAUCCGCACCACCAGAACCACCACACGCACCACAGUGUCCGGGUGCCCACGCCCACGGUGCCGAGCAGCUAUGCCCCGCCCCCACCGCCGCCUUCGGACCCGGCCGGAAGUCCCGGUUACGGGCAACGGAGGCAACUGCUGGUUGCCACCGCGGCGGCGACCGCUUCCGGCUUGAGUGCGUCCUCCGCUGCUGCUGAGCCAGUUGUGGCCAUUUCCCCGGGCAGGGUCUCGGCCCGCUCCGGUUCCCAGCACCAUGUGACCAUCGACGAGUCCAGCUUGCCACAUCGCAGCCAGAUCCAGGAGACCCCCGGGCCCAGUGGCCUGAUUAUUGGCGGCGGAGACGGGGACGGCGACCGGGACAUCGGAGGCGGCGGCGGAGGAUCCUCCGAUCCGCCGUCCUCGCCGGGCGGCAGCAGCUCCCAGCCGGCGAUGAGCAGCCAGGCGGAUGGAGGGCAGCUGGCGUUGUACCACUCGCACCAGCUCACCAACUACCCGGUGCUGCCCGCCAUCAAGCGCACCCACCGCCCCUCCUUCGUCUAUCCACCCAUGCCGCGGGUCAAGGCUGGCGACGCUCUGGCUACGCUCUUCUCGGCUCUCUAUGGAAAGCUCCUGGUGGUGAUGGGCAUUGCCUUCCCCAUGGCGGAGGUCAUAUCCACCUACAUACCCCCCUCCUUCUACGAGGUCUACUAUUUGUACUUGUACAUUGGCAGCAUGAUCUUCCUGCUCUUCAUGUACGCCACUCUGCUCUGGGGAAGGCCCAAGCUUCCGGUUCCAAUAGCCACUUCUCCGAACAAGUCCACCACCAAGGCCAGUGGCACGGACAGCAUGGAUGAAUCGGACACGGACAGCAACUCCAUGCACCGGCGACUGCCGCCCAUGCCGGUGCGGCGACCGUCACUCCUCUCGCCCCUGGGCCGGCAGCACCACUACGGUAGCUUCUACUUGCGCAUGGGAGCCGUAGCUUUUGGCAUCGGAAGCAUGAUCUAUUCGGGCCUGGAGUUCGGGCAGUACUUUGAACUGAAUCCGGACACCAAGUGCCACAACGUGCUGCUGGCUCUCACCCCGGCCACCCGGAUGGCCUUCAUCUUCAUCCAGAUGUACUUCAUCUUCCUGAACAACGAACAGAUCAAGGUCUACCGCUACAAGAUCAUCGCCCGCUUCGGUCUGAUGCACAUGAUCGGCACCAACCUGGCCGUCUGGCUGAACGUCCUCAUCCAGGAGACGAAGCACGAGAUACUGACCUUCUACAACCCGGAGAACCGCACCCUGAGGAUCUCGCACAGGAUACCGGGACACUCGCGGGGCCACGCCAUCAUCCCCCAGGAUCCGACGGCCCAUUUGCGGGUGCCGCGCGGGCUGAAGGGUCCGUACCAGAUCUUCGAGUGCCGGCGGACGAACAUCAUCGGAACUUUGGUGCAGGAUGCCUCGCCGUUCCUCUUCCCGUGCACCAUCGAGUACUCCCUGAUCUGUGCCGCCAUCCUGUACGUGAUGUGGCGCAGCAUUUCCCGGCCCCAGAGCCCCACGCCGCAACGUCCGGACAUGAUCAGCUCGCCGAUGAAGCGUUCGCCCCACCACUACUCCGUGGACUGCGCCCGCGCCCACAAGGGCCUGUUCGUGGGCAUCCUGAUCCUGGUGCUGACCAUCAUCUCGCUGAUCAUCUUCUUCGUGCUGAUCUCCCGCCCGGAGUUCGUGUCCAUGGCCGUCACGGAGGUGACCAUCUGCGAGCUGCUCAUCUACGGCACAGCCACCAUAGCCACCCUGCUGGGGAUGAUCCAGAUACGGCACUUGCAGUACGACGCCUACCGCAGCUUCUCCCUGGACGACAUCCUGCUGGUGGGCGCCCAGACCGGCUCGUUCCUGUACAACAUCUUCACGGUGAUUGCCGGACACUUUACGCUGCGGAGCGACGACAUGCUGGUGCCGAUCAACGCCCUGGCCUCGAUCGUCCAGACCGCCUGUCAGACGAUGUUCAUCUUGGACGCCAGCCGGCGGCAGGCGGUCAGUCCGGAGCACAUCCGCAAGAAGCCCGGCCGGGAGAUAGUCACGUUCAUGCUGGUGGUCAACCUGGCGAUGUGGGCGAUCAGCACGCUGGAGAAGUCGCGGGCGGAGUCGCACCCCAUCCAGCUGAACUUCUACGGGCUGUGGGCCUGGACGAUCAUCACGCACGUGUCCAUGCCGCUGGCCAUAUUCUAUCGGUUCCACUCGACGGUGUGCCUGUGCGAGAUCUGGAAGCGGGCCUACAAGCUCAAGCCGACGUACAUGUGAGAGUUCGCCCGCUCGCGCAUUCAGAGCAUUGCGCAGCAGCAGCAGUUCUGCGAGGACCUCAAGACGAACCUCUCCUACUGCUACUGCUCCACCACCCUGGCCGGGGGCGAGCUGGAGACGGUGGAGGAGGUGGACAGUGGUGAGAGUGGCUCGGGAUCGGGAUCGGGUUCGGGUUCGGGGGGCGGAUCAGGUAAAGAUGAUAAAGGAGGCGAAGGAGCUGGAACUGGAGCUGGGGGAGCUGGGGGAGAGGCUGGCACCGGCACUCUUGCUGCAGCCGAUCCGGAAGGGGCACAAGGCGGCGACAAUGGCCCCACCCUGAGGGCACCACACCACGCACGGGCCAUGUCGCCGCAGAGCCUUAACACCGAGAAGGCCUUCUGUCCGGUGUACGUCAUCAACGGCGAAUGAGUUUACGCUCACUUUGAGUUCAUCGACGCGAUGAGCGGGCAUGAGCUCAGUUUUGUGUAGGAGUUGCAGAGCCACUUGCAGAUUAGAAACCACCAUUAGAAACCACCAUCACCCAACCACCUCUAGGAGAAGGAACCACCAAGAAACCACAAACAGAAGCGGAUGCAGUCUAUUUUGCAGUCUAGAAUACUGGAAAGAAAGAAAUGAAAACAAGAAACAUAUCCGGCAGAGGAGAAGGAUAUUUAGAGAGGAUAUUGAGAGAGAAAUCAAAAACGAGGAACCCCAAAAGCAAUGCCACUAUGCCACUAGUACGUAUACGCAGUAGAUAAUCCCACAUUACGUAUACGCCAUAUCGUACUCGAAACUACUUAGAAGAAUCCUUAAAAACUAGAUCCUGGGUCUUCGGGGGACGCCUUUGCGAGUCGUUCGAGGACCCCGCAUCUCCUUUUUGAGUUCUAUACAAGAUUAAUGGUAGGACAUACUCGUAACUGUAGAGGAAUUCAUGUUCAGACUUUAUAUUUAACCAAAAAAGCGAAAACCAAAAAAUGGAAGAAAAAAAAAACUAUAUAGUUGGCUAGAUUGUUGGACGAGCUCGCGAUCGCAAUUGAACUGUAAACCAUUUUAUACAUUUAUAUACAAAGGAUAUAAAUGAGAGACUGACUAAGGAUCAGCACAAAGGGUUGUGAGGCAACCGAACUAUAUACCGAAUACCAAAUACUGCAUCUGUAUCUUAGCGAGCGAGGCGAGUUCUUUAAACGAUAUUUACAAGCAUAAUUAAUCGGCGUUCAAAGGCAUAAACUCAUAUAAUGGAAACCGUAAAGGAUAAGCAGAGGAUCCGAAUCAGGAUCAGGAUGAAGAGAGGAAGUCAUUAACCCCACCAGAGAAUCGAGGUGAUCAAAUUUAAGGAUCAAAGGAGAACAACGCAAAAGUUACAACACACACUGGCCUACCAAGUAGACAGUUCACGAAACACACUGACGAAACACCCCCUCCCCCACACAGUCUAGAGUCUAGAGUCUAUAGAGCCUAAGGAUAAUGUAGCCACGCCCCCUCCACGCCCUCGUUUGAGAAGAUUGUUGAGAUGCCUGAUUUUUAUCACAGCGUUAAUCGAAUUUGUUGAUAUUAUUGACUUGUUAGGAGCCUUGUUUUGCCCAAAUAGGUUUAUUAUGUGAUAUGUACUUGUGUUUCUUCUAAGCUUGGUCUUCAAACCCCCCUCCCCCUUCCCCGAUGCCCCCUCACAGACACACCCCACCCCCCCAUAUACACACACACACAGUAUUAAAAAUGCUCAAAAUAAUGAAAAUGUAGAUGACAAAUCACUUGGAGAAAUUGGAGAAAUCUCACCUACUGUAAGACGCACAAAGAAAUCUCUAGUGAGUAACAAUUUUUAAGGAGUUACGUAUUACGAAUAUCGAUGUCUGUUUUUUUUCUCGUCUACCAUAAUGGUAUAAGAUAUGUCUAGGAUAUACACUUGCGAUCGUCUCUGUAUAUUUUUCAAUGCCAAAGAGUUCUUUAUGUAGCCUAUGUUGUAAUUGCUUUCUUGUUGCGAUAAAAAUUAUGAUUAUAAAAAAAGAGAAGAGAGAGUUUUUUGAAUUUACUAACUCAUCCAUUGUAUAUUCAAAAGUUAUUCAAAUGCCAAAUCGAAAUCGAAACCAAAACCACACACAAAGUCACAAAGUCACAAAACUCACAAAAAUCACAAAGUCACAAAGCCACACAAGAAAUGAAACAAUUUAAGAACAAAAUAUACAUAUAUAUAUUAAAGUAUAUAUAUAUUAAAUUAGUUAUUUCAAUUUUAUACUCGUACUAAAUUUUUAACUAGAAUUAACUAUAACUUUAUAUGCAUUUUUCUUACAUGUAUUUAUUGUACACCGACUCUUGGAAUACACUGCUCGAAAACCGAACGGGAAUCGAACUCGAAAUCAAAUCGAAAAACGAAAAUUUAAAACUAAAUUUAAUAAUUGAUUAUUGCAUUAGUAUUUAUUGAAGUAAGUAGUUGCGAUUGCGAAAUCGAACGUCAUUAGAGGAACUCCUAUUCCACGUAGAACCAGAAACCAGAAACCAGAAACUGAGCAAGGCAGUAACAUUUUAUGCAAAGUGAAUGAAAAAAUUACAACAAAUAAUAACAGAAUAUUUAAAAGUUAUACCCAAAAGCCACUAUUUGUUCUCAUUAAUAAGAAAAGAAAUCAAAAUAAAUGUAAUAAUCGAAAUCGUGGGACUCACUUUCUAUAGACUAUACACUUUGUAUUCUCUUGGCCCUUCAAACUUUUCUAUCCAAGACUUUUCCGAAAGACCCUUUCCUGGGAGAGAGGUUUCAACAUUUCCAGCGAUCUGCAUCGCCAAUCUGCAUCCGUUUGACAUUUUCGAGUAGUUUGUAGUUUAAGGAUUGCAUUUUCCCCCCAUUCCAACAACCAUUCAAACUUUGAAACUUUUCCCGAAAAACGAAGAAAUGACAAGAAAAUGAGAUACAAUACUUAACAGCUAUGGAACUGGACUAAGCCUAGGAAAAGCAAUUUGCAUUAAGUGUUACAAGUAUUUAUAUGUAUUUACAAUAAAGGUUAAACGAAAAUCAAGCGAAAGCCACAAGCCCCCCAUAAAACUAGUCGUGAAUGUUCUGUGUUCCCCAAGAAAGCCAUACAGCCCCCGAAAAGCGGAAAACCCGAAUCAUAAACCAAACUAUAUUGACUAUAAAAUGGCAGUAAAUAUGCAAUAAAUAUGAUUAUUAAAUUGAAA
Messenger RNA from Drosophila ananassae, 7981 nucleotides. RefSeq names its product proton channel OtopLc (gene OtopLc). Lineage: Eukaryota; Metazoa; Arthropoda; Insecta; Diptera; Drosophilidae. Gene Ontology annotation, molecular function: proton channel activity. Gene Ontology annotation, cellular component: membrane. The record is from RefSeq and is a predicted model, not a curated record. Gene Ontology annotation, biological process: proton transmembrane transport. The transcript is spliced from 7 exons. Bases 569 to 4840 code for a protein of 1423 amino acids.